CGCGUGACGCUCUUUUCUGAUUAAAUUGAGUCAGUUAGGUGGGGGGGACUCAGUCUUUGUGUCGAAUUCCCAACUUCAAUCCGACAAAAUGAUCAUCUACAAGGACAUCAUCACUGGGGAUGAAAUGUUCUCAGACAUUUACAAGAUCAAAGAAUCACCAAAUGGAAUCUUAUUCGAAGUUGAGGGAAAGAUGGUCAGUAGAACGGAGAACAUCGAUGACUCUUUGCUGGGGGCGAAUGCGUCGGCGGAGGUGCAGGAUGACAGCUGUGAGUCCAGCACGGUCAGUGGAGUGGACAUCGUUCUCAACCACAAACUGCAGGAGACAUCCUUCACCAAGGACUCAUACAAGGGAUAUAUCAAGGACUACAUGAAGGCGAUCAAGGCUAAGCUGGAGGAGAACAACCCAGACAGAGUGAAGCCCUUCAUGACUGGAGCUCAGGAGGAGAUCAAGAAGAUCAUGGGCAACAUGAAGAACUACCAGUUUUUUACAGGUGAGUCUAUGAACCCAGAUGGUAUGGUUGGUCUGCUGGACUUCCGUGAGGACGGCAUCACUCCCUUCAUGACCUUCUUCAAAGACGGCCUGGAGAUCGAGAAAUGCUAAUACUCUGGAAUCAGAACUUUGUUUCUAUUGGCUGCUGCAUCUCAUCUGACCCACGACCAGUGACCAACCAGACGACUCUUCUGCAUUACGUUUGGAAUGGAAGUACAGUACCAGUCAAAAGUUUGGACACACCUACUUGUCCAAACCUUUGACUGGUAGUGUAUUAUAUGAUGCCCAAACCAAGUCAUGUCUAUGGGGUUGACAGAAGGGGUGCUGUGACAGUAUUACGGUAUUAUUUCUAUUGAUCUUAUUGAUUAUGGUGUUCAACUUUGAGUAUUGCAGUGUUCUGUUAACUGGUAUAUUCAGGAAGUACCGAUCAGAACAUUCAGAUAGAAAUGUAUAGAUUAGAGCAGAUAUGCCUCUCUGUCAUGCAGAAUACACAAUAUGUUACAUUUCUAACUGGGACAUUCUAUAUGUCACACACAGUUUGCUGCUGGAUGAUUUGUUUAACUCUGCGAAGACAGUGUUUCAGGUCACUGAUUGGUUAUUCAUUAAUUGGUUAUUUAUUGUUGAUUAAUUAACUAUCAGGCCUCCAUUUGCUUGGUUUACAGUUACAUUAGAUGUGACACCCUUACUAAAAGUAGUGGGAUAGCUUAGGACUUUCUGAUUAAUAAAUAAAACACUGGAUAAAACCUAAACAGAUGUAG
This is a messenger RNA of Coregonus clupeaformis (lake whitefish), 1248 nucleotides long. Its product is annotated as translationally-controlled tumor protein homolog. Gene Ontology annotation, cellular component: cytoplasm. Lineage: Eukaryota; Metazoa; Chordata; Actinopteri; Salmoniformes; Salmonidae. Gene Ontology annotation, molecular function: calcium ion binding. The record is from RefSeq and is a predicted model, not a curated record. The coding region runs from base 89 to 601 and encodes 170 amino acids. The transcript is spliced from 6 exons.